Molecule: messenger RNA, 1233 nt
Organism: Dothidotthia symphoricarpi CBS 119687
Lineage: Eukaryota; Fungi; Ascomycota; Dothideomycetes; Pleosporales; Dothidotthiaceae
Product: eukaryotic type KH-domain (KH-domain type I)
Exons: 2
Coding region: 85-1125 (346 amino acids)
Cellular component (GO): small-subunit processome; nucleolus
Molecular function (GO): RNA binding
Source: RefSeq, a predicted model, not a curated record
AAGUUAACCAUCUCGUUCUCUGCAGCGCAACCACAGCGCAUCUCCAAACCCGUUUUUGCGCCCCACGCCCCCCAACCCGCCACAAUGCCGUCGACACACAAGAAAGAGAAGCCCUGGGAUACAGACGAUAUCGACAAGUGGAAGAUCGACCCUUUCAAGCCCGAAGACAACACCGCAGGCCCCUUCACAGACGAAUCGCGCUUCUCGACCCUCUUCCCCAAGUACCGCGAGCAAUACCUCAAAGGGUCAUGGAAGUUCAUAACCUCCGCGCUGGCCAAGCACGGCGUAGGCUGCGAAUUGAACCUGGUCGAAGGCUCCAUGACGGUAUGGACGACGCAAAAAACCUACGACCCCGCCGCCAUCCUCAACGCGCGCGACCUGAUAAAACUGCUGUCCCGCAGCGUGCCCGCGCCCCAAGCAGCCAAGAUCCUCGACGACGACACAGCCAUGGACGUGAUCAAGAUUCGCAGCUUGGUGCGCAACAAAGAGCGCUUCGUCAAGCGACGCCAGCGCAUCCUGGGCCCCAACGGAUCAACCCUCAAAGCCCUCGAAUUACUGACGGAAACCUACCUCCUCGUGCAGGGCAACACGGUAGCAGCCAUGGGCCCGUUCCCCGGCCUGAAAACAGUGCGUCGCAUCAUCGAAGACACAAUGGCAAACAUCCACCCCAUCUACGCCAUCAAAGAGCUCAUGAUCAAGAAAGAACUCGCAAAGGAUCCCGACCUCGUAAACGAGUCCUGGGACCGCUUCCUGCCAAACUUCAAGAAGCGCAGUUUGAGCAAACGACGCGUGCCCCAUAAAGUCACCGAUAAGGCGAAGAAGACGUACACGCCCUUUCCCCCGCCCCAGGAGAAGAGCAAAGUCGACCUCCAGAUUGAAUCCGGCGAGUACUUUCUCGGCAAGCAGGCUAAGGAGCGGAAGGCGAGGGAGGAGCGCGAUGACAAGAUGCGCGGGAAGAUGGAUGCGAAGCGUGCUGAGCGUAUGGCGGAGUAUGUUGCGCCGGCGGAGGAUGAGGGGGUGGAGAAGAAGGAUAAGGAUAAGAAGAAGAAGCGGAAACGCGAGGAGGGCGAGGAGAAGGAGAAGAAAAAGAAGAAGCGUAGUGGGGAGGGUGUAGAUGCGGAAUGAAAGUGUUGAGCGACGAGGAUUUCUGUAAAGGGCGCUGUCAAAUCCAGCAAAAACGAAGCAUUAGCUGGCGUUCAGGUUCAAACUAAACUAUAUCAAUUCCAAUACCCC